Molecule: messenger RNA, 8919 nt
Organism: Toxotes jaculatrix (banded archerfish)
Lineage: Eukaryota; Metazoa; Chordata; Actinopteri; Toxotidae
Product: mucin-2-like
Exons: 46
Coding region: 1-8919 (2972 amino acids)
Cellular component (GO): extracellular matrix
Molecular function (GO): protein binding
Source: RefSeq, a predicted model, not a curated record
AUGGGGUGGAAAUGUGUGUGGCUGUGUUCUCUUGCUUUGUCUGUUGCCAUUGUCUCUGAUGUCCAAGCCAGACUGGUUCACAACCAUGUCAGCAGCAUCUGCAGCACAUGGGGCAGAGAGCACUUCAAGACCUUUGAUGGUGAUGUGUACCACUUCCCUGGUAUGUGUGAAUACAACCUGGUCACCGACUGCCACGAGUCCUACCAGGAGUUCUCUGUGCACAUGAAGAGGAAAGUGAGUGAUGGAUAUCCUACAGUCAGUUAUGUGGUGGUCACCAUCAAUGGCCUCUCAUUCCACCUCAGCAAGACCUUGAUCACAGUGAACGACCUGCCUGUCAAAACACCAUACUUCAACGCAGGGGUUCAAGUGGAAAAAAAUGCUGUUUACAUCAAGCUCCAGUCCAAAGUCGGCAUCACGGUCAUGUGGAACAGUGAAGAUGCAGUCAUGGUGGAGUUGGAUCAUGACUAUGCAAAUCGUACCUGUGGACUUUGUGGAGACUUCAAUGGUGUUCCAGUCUACAAUGAGUUCAUUCAUGAAGGUCGCAAAAUCAGCCCUAUUGAACUGGGCAGCAAACAUAGAGUCCAUCAUCCCAACGAUGACUGCGAAGACCCCUAUGAAGAAGAGGAAUCACUGGAGGCUGGCAAUGUGCCAGAUUCAUGCAAGGAGUUUCAAACCACCUGUGAGCAGAUGUUGCACUCAAACUCAUGGAGCUCCUGCACCAAACUGACAAAACCUGAACCUUACAUCCAGGCCUGUGUGCAGGACAUGUGUGGCUGCACCAACAGUACAAACGACUUCUGUGUCUGCAGCACACUGUCUGAAUUCUCUCGACAGUGUUCCCAUGCAGGAGGGCAGCCUCCCAACUGGAGGACACCUCAGUUCUGUGCUAAACAGUGCCCAUACAACAUGGUUUAUGAAGAGAGCGGUUCUCCUUGCAUGGAUACUUGCACACACCAGGACACAAGUUCACUGUGUGAGGACCACAAAAUGGAUGGAUGCUUCUGUCCCACUGGAACUGUGUUUGAUGAUAUUUCCAUGAGGGGGUGCAUCACUCAGUCUGAAUGUCAGUGCAAGCACGGCAAAAUCUAUAACUCCAAUGAGGUUUACCGACAGAGUCAAGUUGAAUGCACAUGUCUGGAAGGUAGAUGGGCUUGUAAGAGCCUCCAAACACCUGCUACAUGCGCAAUUGAAGAGGGUUCACAUGUAACUACCUUUGAUGGGAAAACCUACACCUUCCAUGGAGACUGUUAUUACACCUUAGCCAAGGUGGAGAGCAAGUUUACCAUCCUGGGCCAGUUGGUGCCAUGUGCAAGCCAAGACUUUGACACUUGUCUUAAAACCCUUAAAAUCCUGCUGAACAAUGACAAAAACAAUGUGUUAUUGUUCACUUCAGAUGGAAUGGUAAAGCAGAAUACGCAGACUGUUAGCUUGCCGUACCACUCAGGUGACAUCAACAUAUUCCACGCUUCAUCCUUUCACAUCUUGCUCCAGACAAGUUUUGGGCUGCAAAUUCAGAUCCAGCAUGUGCCUAUCAUGCAAGUGUAUAUCAGCCUGGACCAGAGCUACAGAGCAAAGACACGUGGGUUAUGUGGGAACUACAACAAGGUCCUGUUUGAUGACAUGAAGACACCUCAGGGGAUUGUGGAAGGAACAGCAGUAACAUUUAGUAACUCCUGGAAGGCUAACAUUGUGUGUCGAGACAGAGAGGAAAGACUUGAUGACCCCUGUUCCCUCAGUGUAGAAAAUGAGUGGUACGCCAAACACUGGUGCGCCUUGCUGCUAAGUCCAAAUGGUACCUUUGCACAAUGUCGUUCAGUGGUGGAUCCUGAGAUGUACUACAAGCGAUGUAUUUAUGCUAGCUGUAACUGUGAGAAGAGUGAGGCCUGCCUGUGUGCCGUCUUCUCCUCUUAUGCACGGGCUUGUGCAUCAAAGGGAGUGUUCUUGACAGACUGGAGAGAGAAUGUGUGCGAUAAAUAUGCAAGGAGCUGCCCAGAAUCUCAGGCCUUCUCUUACAAGAAUCAGAGAUGCCAGCUGACUUGCAGAUCACUGGGCUUAAAGCAGCAGAGCUGCACCUCUGACUUCUUGCCUGUGGAUGGCUGCUCCUGCCCCGAGGGUCUCUAUCUUAAUGAAAAGGGCGCCUGUGUUCCCAUGGAAAAGUGCCCCUGCUACUACAACGAAAUGUACAUUAAGCCAGGAAAGUCCAUCAGCAUCAAAAAUGAGCACUGUGUGUGCACAAAUGGAAUGCUUCAUUGUCAUUCUUGGAGAACCCGCUCAUCAACAUGCCCUUCUCCAAAAGUAUUCUUCAACUGCUCCACUGCGGGCACAGGAGAGCUCGGAGUGCAGUGUGCUCGAACCUGUUUAAAUCUGGACAACGAUGAUUGUGACUCCACAGAGUGUGAAUCUGGCUGUCAGUGUCCUGGUGGCUUCAUUGAUGAUGGCAAAGGUUCCUGUGUGAAAGAAAAUGAAUGUCCAUGUCAGCAUAAUGGACAUCUGUAUGCCCAAGGGACACAAAUUCCUAACCAGUGCAAUAACUGCACCUGCAAAAGUGGAAGGUGGAAGUGCACAGAGAAAAAAUGUCCAGGAACUUGCAUUAUUUAUGGGAGUGGUCACUACCAUACAUUUGAUCAGCGAACAUAUGCCUUUCAAGGACAAUGUGCCUAUGUCGCUGUCAAGAACAAAUGUGGCAAUAAAACAGUGCAGGACAACUUUGGAGUUAUCACAGAAAAUGUACCAUGUGGAUCUACAGGCACCACAUGCUCCAAAACUGUCAGGAUCCAGCUGGGGCGAAUGGAAGUCAAACUAUCAAAGGGUAAAUAUGAAGAGCAGGACCUUGGAAAUGGCACUGAGAUUCAGUACAAAAUAAGGAAGGUUGGCUUGUAUCUGGUGAUAGAAUCUGCCAUUGGUCUGGCAGUGAUGUGGGAUCGCAAAACAACUGUUCGCAUCCUACUGGAACCACAGCACAGCGGAGAGGUAUGUGGCCUGUGUGGAGAUUUUGAUGGUGAUGGCCAAAAUGACUUCACCACCCAGGGUCAACUGGUGGUGAGCAAUCCUAUAGAAUUUGCAAACAGCUGGAAAGUGUCCAGCAGCUGCCCAGAUGUGGAAACGAAUGUUGACCCUUGUGUAGCAACACCCAAUCGACAACACUGGGCAAAAAUGAUGUGUGGCAUCAUAACUGGAGAUACUUUCAAAGAUUGCCACAAUAAGGUAGAUCCUCUUCCAUUUCAUGAAAACUGUGUGAAAGACUCAUGUGCUUGUGACACUGGAGGAGAUUGUGAGUGUUUCUGCACAGCAGUUGCUGCUUAUGCUCAAGCUUGCAAUGAAGCUGGUGUCUGUGUUGCAUGGAGAACUCCAGAGAUCUGUCCUGUCUUUUGUGAUUAUUACAACAGUCCAGAUGAAUGCAAGUGGCACUACAGGCCUUGUCACACACCUUGCUACAAGACCUGUUGGAAUCCAGAGGGAAUUUGUCACAACCCUAUACCCAAUCUGGAAGGUUGUUACCCUGUAUGCCCAGAGGACAAGCCCAUAUUUGAUGAGGAAAGCCAGAUGUGUGUGGAGGAAUGUGAAGGCUGCUUUUACAACGGGACAAGAUAUGAAGAGAAUGAUGUUGUUUACAAUGUGACUGACAACUUGGGAAUGUGCUACUAUGCAAUCUGCAUCAAUUCAACUGUGAUAUUUGGAAAGGAGAUUUGCUUUCCACCACCAAUUACCACUACACCUAUUACCACAACAACCACAAAAUCUACAACCCCCCCAACUGAACCUCCUACCACAACAACUGAGGAGCCAACCACAACCACAAAAUCUACAACCCCCCCAACUGAACCUCCUACCACAACAACUGAGGAGCCAACCACAACCACAAAAUCUACAACCCCACCAACAACUGUGACUUCUGCCACUACUCCGUGUAUUACAACAUGUGAGUGGUCAGAAUGGUAUGAUGUGCAUGACCCAAAAGUGGACAAGAGUGACUGGGAAACAUAUGAGACCAUCACAAAUAGCGGUAAACAAAUAUGUGAGAAACCUGUGGAAAUUGAUUGCAGAUCAGUGGAUUAUCCUGAUACAAAUUUCAAUGACUUUGUGAGUCAAACUGGCCAAGUUGUCACUUGUGAUGUUGGAUAUGGCUUAAUAUGUCGAAGAGAGGACCAGCUUAGACCUCCACGAAAGUGCUUCAACUAUAAGAUCAGAAUAUGUUGUGAAACACGGAUAUGUCCACCCCCAUCAACUACAACGCCAGAGCCAACCACAACCACUAAAUUUACUACAACACCAAGUGAACCUACUACAACAACUGAGGAGCCAACCACAACCACUAAAUCUACAACAACACCAACUGAACCUACUACUACAACUCCAGAGCCAACCACAACCACUAAAUCCACAACAACACCAACUGAACCUACUACUACAACUCCAGAGCCAACCACAACCACUAAAUCUACAACAACACCAACUGAACCUACUACUACAACUCCAGAGCCAACCACAACCACUAAAUCCACAACACCAACUGAACCUACUACUACAACUCCAGAGCCAACCACAACCACUAAAUCUACAACAACACCAACUGAACCUACUACUACAACUCCAGAGCCAACCACAACCACUAAAUCUACAACAACACCAACUGAACCUACUACUACAACUCCAGAGCCAACCACAACCACUAAAUCCACAACAACACCAACUGAACCUACUACUACAACUCCAGAGCCAACCACAACCACUAAAUCCACAACAACACCAACUGAACCUACUACUACAACUCCAGAGCCAACCACAACCACUAAAUCUACAACAACACCAACUGAACCUACUACUACAACUCCAGAGCCAACCACAACCACUAAAUCCACAACAACACCAACUGAACCUACUACUACAACUCCAGAGCCAACCACAACCACUAAAUCUACAACAAUACCAACUGAACCUACUACUACAACUCCAGAGCCAACCACAACCACAAAAUCUACAACCUCCCCAACUGAACCUCCUACCACAACAACAACUGAGGAGCCAACCACAACCACAAAAUCUACAACCCCACCAACAACUGUGACUUCUGCCACUACUCCGUGUAUUACAACAUGUGAGUGGUCAGAAUGGUAUGAUGUGCAUGACCCAAAAGUGGACAAGAGUGACUGGGAAACAUAUGAGACCAUCACAAAUAGCGGUAAACAAAUAUGUGAGAAACCUGUGGAAAUUGAUUGCAGAUCAGUGGAUUAUCCUGAUACAAAUUUCAAUGACUUUACUAAAUCUACAACAACACCAACUGAACCUACUACAACAACUCCAGAGCCAACCACAACCACUAAAUCUACAACAACACCAACUGAACCUACUACUACAACUCCAGAGCCAACCACAACCACUAAAUCUACAACAACACCAACUGAACCUACUACAACAACUCCAGAGCCAACCACAACCACUAAAUCUACAACAACACCAACUGAACCUACUACUACAACUCCAGAGCCAACCACAACCACUAAAUCUACAACAACACCAACUGAACCUACUACUACAACUCCAGAGCCAACCACAACCACUAAAUCUACAACAACACCAACCGAACCUACUACUACAACUCCAGAGCCAACCACAACCACUAAAUCUACAACAACACCAACUGAACCUACUACAACAACCGAGGAGCCAGAACCUACUACUACAACUCCAGAGCCAACCACAACCACAAAAUCUACAACCCCACCAACUGAACCCCCAACUACAACAGGAGUGGCAACCACCACAAGUUCAGUGAUUGAAUCACCUGUCACUGGUCCAACACUGAAGCCAUCAACUGCCCCUCUUCAAUCUCCUAUCACAACUGAGGAACCAACCACAACCACAAAAUCCACAUCCCCACAAACAGAACCUCCGACAACAACUCAAGAGUCAACCACAACCACUAAAUCUACAACAACACCAACUGAACCUACUACUAUAUCUCCAGAGCCAACCACAACCACUAAAUCUACAACAACACCAACUGAACCUACUACUACAACUCCAGAGCCAACCACAACCACUAAAUCUACAACAACACCAACUGAACCUACUACUACAACUCCAGAGCCAACCACAACCACUAAAUCUACAACAACACCAACUGAACCUACUACUACAACUCCAGAGCCAACCACAACCACUAAAUCUACAACAACACCAACUGAACCUACUACUACAACUCCAGAGCCAACCACAACCACUAAAUCUACAACAACACCAACUGAACCUACUACAACAACCGAGGAGCCAACCACAACCACUAAAUCUACAACACCAACUGAACCUACUACUACAACUCCAAAGCCAACCACAACCACUAAAUCUACAACAACACCAACUGAACCUACUACAACAACCGAGGAGCCAACCACAACCACUAAAUCUACAACACCAACUGAACCUACUACUACAACUCCAAAGCCAACCACAACCACUAAAUCUACAACAACACCAACUGAACCUACUACAACAACCGAGGAGCCAACCACAACCACUAAAUCUACAACACCAAGUGAACCUACUACUACAACUCCAAAGACCACAACCACUAAAUCUACAACAACACCAACUGAACCUACUACUACAUCUCCAAAGCCAACCACAACCACUAAAUCUACAACAACACCAACUGAACCUACUACUACAACUCCAGAGCAGCAAAAUGAGACCUUCUACUUGUGCAACUGCACUAUGGCCAGAUGCAUUGAGAACAAUACAAUUGAAAUAAUUCCAUAUGAAUGUCCACCACUUGAGAACAUCACUUGUACCAAUGGAAAGAAGCCCGUUCUUGUUUAUGAUGAGUACCACUGCUGUCAACAUUAUGCCUGUGACUGUGUAUGUGAAGGCUGGGGAGAUCCUCAUUACAUCACAUUUGAUGGACUCUACUACAGCUAUCAAGGAAACUGUACAUACACUUUGAUGGAAGAGAUUAUACCACUACAUAAGCUGAAAAUUUACAUAGACAACGUCAUUUGUGAUCCCACUGAAGAUGUUUCUUGUCCACGAUCGAUAGUUAUAUCAUACCAAUCAGUAGUUGUCACACUCAUAAAUCAUAACCUUAUUGGAGCAGCGCAAUUGGAGGCACUGACAAACGGAGUACGUCUGAAACUGCCUUAUUCACAACAUGGUGUUAGGAUCUUGAAUUCUGGCAUUAAUUUGGUUUUUGAGAUCCCUCGCCUUAAAGUGGUCAUCACAUUUGGAAUAACUGGCUUUAGCGUUACCCUUCCAUUUCAAUACUUUGGCAGAAACACGCAGGGCCAUUGUGGAACAUGCAACAACAACCAGGCUGAUGACUGCAUGUUGCCUGGAGGCCAGCUGGUGAAAAGUUGUGCAGUGAUGGCCGACUACUGGCUUGCAAAAGACAUUUACCAACCAAGCUGCGAGAUGCCGUCUGUACUGCCCACCAACAAACCUGAACCUCCACCAACUCUAACUCCAUGCAAGCCAGACAGCAUGUGCGGCCUGCUUAAGAGCAGUGUCUUUGCAGCAUGCCAUCCCUUUGUCUCCCCCGACAAUGUCUACCGAGGUUGUGUUUUUGAUAGCUGCCAUGUUUCCAACCCAGCAGUGGAGUGCACAAGUUUGCAGACUUAUGCCGCUGCCUGUGCUCAGGCUGGGGUUUGCCUUCACUGGAGGAACCACACCAAACUGUGUGCAAGUGACUGCCCUUCAGAAAAAGUUUACCAGCCAUGUGGUCCUGCAGAACAGCCAACCUGUGAAGACAAUCCUAAUGAACCCACUAUGAACUUCACCACUGAGGGCUGCUUUUGUCCAGAUGGAAUGAAACUCUUCAACAAAGAGUCUGGCAUUUGUGUUAAUAAGUGUGGAUGCCUUGAUCCUGAGAGCAUUCCUCGUGAGUUUAAUGAGAGUUUUGAGUACAACUGCCAAAACUGCAUCUGUGAGGAGUCCACCAAGACUGUGACUUGCAAGCCAAAGGUGUGCCCAGCACCAUCUGUAGCAAACUGCACUGGUCCAGGGUUUGUCCUUGUCAACCAAACGGACCCGUCAGACCGUUGCUGUUCUGCCUACGUUUGCCAAUGUCAAAGCAAUACUUGCCCAGUUAACAACAUGAAGUGUCCAGUUGGAUAUUUGCCAGUUCCCAAUGUCCCUGAGGGAAAAUGCUGUCUAGAACAUACAUGUGAGGCUAAAAGAGUUUGUGUCCACAAAGAGCGUGAAUAUGAGCUUGGUGUUUCAGUUCCUGGGCCCAUGUGUCAAGAUUGCACCUGUACCAAUGAGAUGGACCCCCACUCUGGUCUAUUCAAAAUAAAUUGCGAGUUUCAGCAAUGUCAAGAAAAUUGUGACUUGGGAUAUACAUAUGUGGUGGGUGACGAAUGCUGUGGGAAGUGUGUACAGACACACUGCACUGUCAGUGUUAAUGGUACCAAAAAACUGUUGAAGCAAGGAGAAACCUGGUCACCAGCCGACAAUAAGUGUGAGCACUACACCUGUGUUAAGAGUGGUGAGACUUUCUCAACAAUCAGUUCACACACUGUAUGCCCACCAUUCCAGCAGACCAACUGCCAUCCUGAUACAAUUCAGACUGCAGCAAAUGGCUGUUGUAAAAUUUGUGUGGAGAAAGAAAAAGCCUGCAAGUUAAUGACCAUGAAGAUCCAUGUUUUGCACAAGGAUUGUGAGUCUUACGAGGGGGUAGAUAUGCCAUAUUGUGAAGGAUCCUGCAAUACUUUCAGCAAGUACUCCGAACUAGCAGCUACUAUGCAACACUCUUGCUCCUGCUGUAAAGAGACACGCUUUAGCAAUCGCACCAUUGACUUGCACUGUCUGAAUGGAGACGUGGUUCCCUACACGUACAUGCAUGUGGAAGAGUGUGGCUGUGGCCACACUGACUGCACCAUAGCUUCAGGGAAACCUGCUCGCAGGAGGAGAAGCGUCAUACUAGUGUAA